Bicyclus anynana (squinting bush brown) is the source of this 7121-nucleotide messenger RNA. RefSeq lists its product as uncharacterized. Lineage: Eukaryota; Metazoa; Arthropoda; Insecta; Lepidoptera; Nymphalidae. The coding region runs from base 677 to 4480 and encodes 1267 amino acids. The record is from RefSeq and is a predicted model, not a curated record. The transcript is spliced from 22 exons.
CAACAGCUGUGCAAGGUCCAACGGCCGGCACGAUGCGCGCGCGCCGGUCGAGCCUUCAUUUAAAGCGUUACCAUGUUCCAGUCACAACUCGAGCGCAGUGCGCGCCACGCGCGUUAUACCCACCCAUCGGCAGCAGGUGUGGCGUUGACCGCGAAAAUAUAUCGAUCUAUGUGAACCCAUAUUAAAAAAAAAAAAAAAUACAUUCCGCUUUGUUUCUUUUUACUACAAUCGAGUAGUAGUUUGGAUUUCGGAAAUCUAUCUCAAAUAUGCGUAGGUUGUGUUUGUAAACAAAAUAACAAUGGUUCUUGUUGAAGUGUUAUUAAUACAGCUAAUGAUUACAUGAAUAAAUUACUUGGAUAUGACUUUUUAACUAAUUUAACAUUGUAACAUUAAUUCUGUUUUGUUUUCCGAUAGUUCUUUAGUUGUUCAUAGUACGAAGAACCUCACGACUUUGCCGUUAGAUUUUAAAUGCGGAUCAUGAAUCACACUUGGACAAUACAAUGGAAAUAAAGAUAAUUUGCAUACAUUUAAUCUAUAAACUUAAUUAUUAAUAUAAUAAAUGCGUGUGGUAUUGUGAUGAAGUGAAUAUUAAUAUAAUUAAUUCUAACAUUAAUAUCUAACCAAUCAGUGGCAGAUGUGGAAUUGUUUUUAAUUGGUGUGUCGUGGGAGCCGGCUUAUGGGGCAAUGUGUGUCCCGGGACCAUCCGGGCCCGUACGCGUUCUCGCGUCAUUAUGACGCUGAGAGCCUCGCUAGCAGCAUCGGGAGCACGCGCAGGGGUCACUCUGAGUCGAAGGGAGCCAAGAAGAGGGAGAAGAGUGCGAGCGGCAACGGCAACAAGCCCACCCGCGGCGUCGCCACGUCAUUCGGCUUUCGCCGCCGGCCCGCCAGUACAUCGCGCGCUGACGACAACGCGCGCAGGAAACAGAAGAAUCACGACAAGAAUGGAAAUGGAGGUUCAACAGAGGAUCUUCGUCCAGAAGAGGUAUUGUCUGGUCGUUCGACGCCCCUCGCUCGGCCACGGAAGGAGAUCUCGGGGCAACCACUUCGUACAAAUAGGCAGCCGCACAGCAAGACUGCCAAGGUGGCCGACGUGAACGUACCUGCUGAGGAGGCCUUCAGUGCACCAGUUAAGGAUAAGGAGACUGCCAUCAAUAAUAAUACGUUAGAUAAGAAAAGUACAAAUCACUACAACCUGCCCCUCCUGGCCACUCAAGUGUCGUCCACGGGAGUGACCAACAUCGUGGGUGUCGCUGGAGUGCCCAAGCCAGUCACCAAACAAACUGUCAUACUGACCUAUCAAGCUCAGCAGUAUCCUCACCAAGACCCAAGAAAGCCACCCAGAGGGGGAGAACAAUCUGGCUCUAGAGCACCGUCUGCCCCGCGCCAAGUUGUAGACCCCCAGAAGCCUCCGGGGAAAUACACCUUCCAGACCAACCAGCUGCCAAGACCGCAGUAUCCCUCUGUGAAAAACAUUGAUUCUAAAAGCGCUAAGCAAGUAGUCAAUAAUACGAGGAAAGCCGGUGCUGUCGAUGGAUGGAGAGAAGGAGCAGGUUCAGCAGUGUCCUCGGACUCAGGAGUGUGGACGGGUGGCGAGGGAGGGGACCUGUCCCCCCGCUCGCGACAUCGUCCGCGGAACCUUGAGAUGGUGAUGCGUGGCUCUCACAACUUCCACCUACGGGAGCUGCAGGUUGCUGACUUGGAUAUUAUGGACGACGCUGUAGUAACAGGCCACACAGUGAUACCUCUACCCAAAUUGCCGAGUUCAUUCAACGAGGAGUCAUCACCGGAGAGCGAACCAAUACCCACGUACUCGCCGCCAUCACCCAUCGUUCCUAAACCCACGCCCGUACCAGAACCCAGCCAAAGACAAAACUCACCCAUGUCUACUUUAGAACGUUAUAGAAAUAGAAGUAGGCCUAGUAGAAUUCAAACUAAUUUUGAGUACAAAGAUGAAGAGAAGUUCGUAUUGGAUAGAGCACAACCCGAAGUACUUAAUAAGCAGAAAUCAUUUAUAAAGUCGUCUAGUGGAGUAGCAUCGCCAGCAACUGUGGACUCCAGCAAGGAAUCCAGUCCAUCGUGUAAAAGUGAAGCUAGCCACUUUGGUAACAGUAGCGCAUGGCAAAGCCACGCCGCGGGCGAAGCUAUGGCUACCAGAUCUCAAGACGACGUAUCAAUUGCUCUCAGCGUGUCAAGUUGUGAAGACGACAAAUCUAAAGUGGAAACAAAGGAACCAGAAGUAGAAGUUAAGAAAGUUGAGAUAGAAGUGCCAACAAAGACAAUCGUUAUAGCGGAUGAGCCGCCUGUGCCACAUCCUUUGCUGAUGAAAUCUCUCACUCUGAGCCAACAUGAUUCUCUUCGUGGAACUAUGAUGGGAUCAAUGACAAGUUCAAACUACAGCACGACAAGUACAUGCACAAACCAGAGCGCAGAGCACAACCUGACGCUUACGCUAGAAGAAUCCAAAUUUGACAUAUCCGCAUUGGAAACAUCAACGCAAAGUCUACUUGAUGAUGAGACAUCGCCUGCUGACAGCCUCAUAUCUUCCACAAGCACGAGUGACUCAAACAAUGAUCUGCACAUAGAAAGAGAUCCUCCAUCAAUAUCUAGUGCAUAUCAAACUGCUAAUACUAAGACCAGAACUCCAGAACCUAUUGCAGAGGAUGACGAUAGGAUUGAUGGUGAAAUUCUGCAGCCUAUAAAGGAUGCAAGUAGCGACGGCUCUGGCAGCGGCGACAGCGGAGGCAGCAAGAACAUCACCCCACCGUCGCCCGGUACUCCCACACACGCGUCAGGGUCGUUGUCCCUCUCUGAUGGGCGAGACUUCUUUGACGACGAAAUCGCCGAUCAACCAGCAUUAUUAUUUAGAAAAAACAACCAUGGCAGUCCAUCAGUCAAAAGGGCAGAUUCUGAUCCAACCAAAAAUUUGAGAAAAUCAAGAGACCACGUAUUGUCAAGUCCACAAACGCAACGGAGUCGAAAAUGCCAAGGUCGCAAUCCAGCAACAGAGAGGACACCCUCCUUGGACACACUCUCGAGCCUCGCUUCAGACGAUCUCAUGAUGGACAACGAUUUGGCACAAUCUAUCUCUAGCUUACAAAGCGUUGACGAUUAUAUUGAGAGGCUCGACAGCUCAUUCCGCAGCGGUCUCAACUCGCUGGACGAGAGGCAGUUUCGCCAGGAGCUGUCCAGCUCGAAGACUGCCAUCCGGCAGUGGAGCCAGCUGUUGGAGAGGAACAACCUGCUGGACCGGCAGUUGGCGGCAAUGGCGCAAGGGAAGACGACAGAUUCCCUCACUGAGAGCACCACAAGUCUUAGCAAGAUAGGGGCCAGUCUUCCCGUCCGUACCGCCCGUCUGCUGCAGCGGUCGCGCACACAGACGCCGUCCGACGCCGGCGCUAGCGACGGCAGCACGUCGCCCGCGCCCGCUCCGUCCUCGCUGCUGCAAGAUGUUGUCGACAUCAAGACUUUGCUCUUGCAGCUCAAGCGGGUCUUACAGGAGCCCGGGGAGGAGCAUCAUUCGAUGAGUAGUGAAACUCUCGACCCGUUGCUAGCGGCGUGCGCGGAGAGCCCCGCGCGCGGCAACGGGCGCCGCCCCCCCGCCUCGCCGCUGCACCCCGACGCCUGCGCAGAGAUGCGGCGACAGAUCGUCUACCUGCAGGGUCAACUAGAGGAGCGCGAUCGGCUAGUGCGGGUGCUGCAGCAGCAGAUGCUGCGCAUGGCAGAGAGUCACGAGCCGCGCGCCGACGACACCUGCAACGUCGCCACGCAGACUGAUAGGUUGCGGCCGCCAAUCGGCACCACACUAACGAGUUCUGAAAAUUCCGGAUUAGUGAGUUGGAAUGAACAAGCUAGUGGGAGGAAGCUGCCGUCGUAUAGUGAAGCACAAAAGACAAAGAGGCCUGUCACCAACGGGACCGUGAAAUGUCAGUGCGGUGCGAGGAAAGUGAACGGUGUGACAAAUGACGACAACAGACUGACGGACAAACGAAUGGACUCGGUUCAGCUUAAGUCAAAUAGUCGAGUCGGAUCCAAAUACCUUCAAGCCUUAGCCACCAACACAGAAACCAGAAGAUACAUCAAACGCGAUUCGUCAGUAGGCGAGAAAUCAGAACGGAGAAACCUCUACUCGGGCCGGUCGAGGUCAAUAGAGAACUUCCACAACCAACACUAUUUGUCCACUGAGCCUUUGUUAACCAAAACCGCUGUAAUAGAGGAAUCUUCGAUCAAACACCAUACAUCGUACGGCGACUUGUACAACGGAAGGAUAAGCAGUAAGGAAAGCGUCAAUGGUAACAGACACAGCCCAAGUUUGAACGGACAGUCGACGGACACGGAUUACAGUUCAGACGGUGGAUAUAAAUCGCUUCCUUCGUCGAUAAAUUACAAUGGUUAUUCGCCAAAAAAGGUGAGCGGCAUACCUCGGAGGUCCAUCGAGCAAAAACUAAUUUCUCCUAAGCAGGUCAGGGCAAGCGCAAUUUAAUUCGUGUUAACACUACGUUUUCACGCUCAGCAUCUCGAUAAGUUUCUUGCAUAUAGUUGCCUCUACAUGCAGAAAACUUACGCAGAUAAAAUCUUUAAAAGCUUUUAGCACUCGACUGACACAUAUAGACUUCAUCGAUAUGAAAACCAUUCCAAAAUAUUACCUAAUAACAUCAGCUAGAACUACUGCAUGUUUAUGAACCUACAAUGAAAUCUAAGAAAUAGAAAUGUUUGAAGUAACGUGUUGGUAUCUCGGGAUCUUAAUCCUUAUUAUGAGAUUUUACAUAAAAGUUAUUUUUAACGAAUUAUGUUACCUAUUGAGAUGUCGACGAACUUAAACGGUAAACAUUAUUUCGAUAAUUAAUAACUAUAGAGCGAUAAUGUCAUAUUAAAAGAAGGACUUUUUCUCGUAUGUAAACGUCAUCUUUAUCACCUAUGCAUGCAAGAACUGUUUUAAAAAUUUGAAUAUCAAAGAAAAUACGGGCUUUGUGAACGAGUGACUUAUCAUCUUCGUUACGUUUUAGUUCACGAUUCAUAAAUAUGCGACUAGAUUCCCGAGAGACCAACAAAGCUGUGCCAUUGUCGAAUGCUUUACCUACAAGCUAUCCACAAGCCAGUACAAGGCAUAUAUGUACGCAUUUACUCGCGAGGCUUAAAUUAAGAUUUUACGUUUUGGAUGCCAAAUUAUAAUGUUAAUAUCGUUAAGAUAUGAAAUUCAGUAAAUGUAUCCAUUUUUCGAUGUUUGACAUGAAAUGUUUAUUGUUUCGUAGCAGAUUGCUUUGCGCAAUUUAUUGUUUUUAUUAUUUUUACACGAUAAAUCAUCUUCUAUUUGACCCCUGCUGUUUUACAGUUAGAGGAUAAACUUGAACCGGGAGCUAUUUUUUGUAGAUUUUAAUUUACAAAUUUGUAUACAGGCGAUAAAAUGUUAUCUUAGAUUUUCUAUUUUAGACAUACUAGUAGGUAAUGCUGUAUAGUUGAUUAUCUCACGAACACCGUUCUGUCUAAGUGUAGUAGUGACAUGUAACUGACUAGCGUAUUUCUGUGCAUAUUAAGUAUAUAUUGCGCGCAAAUUAUUGUCAAAAGGAUUGUUGCUAUAUCGUUAGGAAGUAUGAAUACAUUUAAAUAAAUAUAAACAAAAUCCAGAUGAUUGUGAUAAAGAAAGAAAGCUCUAAAAACUCAAACGUUAAAAAAAUCGCCACAUAGUGAACGGGACGGACGACAACGCGACGCUGGCGCAAUAUAUUGAGUGGUAUAAAAUAUUAGACGGCAGAGCCUUCGUGCUCGACGUGUUGUUCUGUUUGACAAUUCCAUUUCCAGUACAUUACAAUGGCUUACGUUGCGUAGCUGUCUCGGCCCAUUUUCUGGUGAUUUUUAGUUAAUUUCUGAUUUGCUACAGCAACAUAUUUUGUUUCCAUAUUAUAUUCGAUAUAAUAAAUUGUCUUAGUACCUAGUUUUACAAAGUCUAUAAUUCAAUUAAGAAAUUAAUUAUUGUCAUUAUCAAUGGUCCAUGUGAAAUAUCCUGAAAGUUGUGGUAUUAUCGGGAUUAUUGACUUAACAUAGAAAACACUAUGAAUGACUACAAUGCAUGUCUAAACAACAACCUCAGCUAAACGGUCUUUGUGAGAUACAACAACUGAGAGAUGUGAUAAGAGUGGCUGUAAGAACUUGACUUUAAUUUUUGUCAUCCUUACCUUUGAAUUUAGUAAUGAAUUGUAUAUUGUCAAAUAGUUUGUCAUGAACUAUUUAUAUCCAUUUAUUCCUUUUCCCAAUUAAUGUUAUUUAGACACAGGAAUAGUUAGGUAUCAAAUAGGUACAAACUUACACGCUUAUAAGGCAUUUUAUAUUCCCAAUGUCAUUUUGAGAGCAUUUGUCUAAUGGAUUUUAAUGUUAAAUGUAUUUUAGUGUUUUGAAUAUAGUGAAAUUGUAAUCUUCCAAUGAAUUUUAAUGUUAACUUAAUCACUGUCCGGAUUUCUUGUGACAAUUAAACUUUCGAUCCACCAUUUAGUCGGAAAUCAUCAUAACAUGGGACAAUGUUUCAAAAAUUAAUAAGCAUUUUUUUCAAUAUACCUUUUAACCUGCGUAGUGCGUAGUUUAAGUUAAUAAGAUCUUUUAAUAUAUAUCUUGAUUUUGUAUAAAAUUCCACUGGUUUGUAACUUCAGAGCCUGCCUUAUAUCUUAAUAUAUAAAUGCGAAAGGUCAUUCAUCGAGAUAUCUCGAAAUCCGCUUGAGUUAGUUCAUAAGUAGUAAAGGUCCACUAAGAUCGGAUUUUGCGAGAGGGUCGGAUUUAGGGGGUCUAAGGGCAGACGAAGUUGCGAGCGUCGCUAAUAGUUGAUAAACAUGACAUAUAAUACCCAUGUUAUGUGAUCGUUUUGAACCAUUGUCGCAAGAGUUCCGACAGGUCAUAACCCAGCGAAAUGCGAAAGCAUAACAUCCUAUAUUGAUACCUAGUGUUAUCGUACUGUAACGUCAUGCAUACGCAUACAAUUGUGUACUUAUGCUAUUCAUAUGUCGGUUUAUUGCGUUAUAUCGCUCCUCUUACUUACUUAGUUGUAUAAGUCGAAGCCCACUAGCUUUAGUAACAAAAUAUAUUAAUUAUUAAUUUAAAAACCGAUAUUUGUUUCAAUAAAUAAUUUUAAUUUUGAA